CUUCUGAAGGCGCACAGCUCCGUGACCUUCAAGCUCGUACGGACCGUGUCGGACUUCACCCAGCAAUUGUCCCACAUCUACGAACGACACGCGGAAGAGAUGCAGCUGCUCGUCGCCAACUUCCGCAAGAGGAACGCCGAGUUACGUAAAGAAAGGCCAGCGUGUCCCAGCGCGUUGUUUCACACGUGGGAGACGCUUCUACAAGAAGUUGAGAUCGAUUCUCAGGCACACAGCGAUAUAGCCUCUAUACUUGGACGCCAGGUGUCUCGUCCGCUGGUUGAACGUUCGUUCCAUCGCAAGAUCCAAUCCAGGAAAGUUUUCACCCAUCGGGAGAGCUACGAGACCAUCUUAACUAAGACGGAGGACAAGUUGGCCAAGUGUCGACAGGACUACAAGAACGCCUACGUGUCGUACCUGAUGGGACCCACGACCGCUUCGCUGUCCAACUACUUCGAUGCUCACAACGCUUACGUCCAACAGCUUCACGCAGCGAACGGGAUGCUGGACCAGUAUCAUCAGGAAACGCUGCCUCAGCUAUUGCAGGAACUCGAAGAUGUUUACUCAGAUCUGUGCUCCACUCUGUCAGAAUCUGUGCUGCAAGGAGCUGAGAUCAUCUCAGCGAGGGCGCUGGAGCAGUCCAGGCGUUACGAUGGUCUGUCGUCGCAGUGCCGCGCGGUCGCAGGCCCCACGGACCUCGCCCACUUCGUCCGGUCGCUGCCGACUCCUCAGCACAACCCCCAUCACCCGUCCCUGAGACACAACUUCGUGGCGCCUUCCCCCGAGGCCCCUGAUGGCACCGGCGGGGCUGCAGGCGAACCUCUGGCCAACGACUCCCCCGUGAACCCGCCGCCUCCGUUGAAGAACGAGGUCGUCGUGGAUCGCCUGGCGUCGAUUACAGUUCGCAGCCGCUACGACGCCUUGAAGAAGGAAGCGUCUGAGCUCGAGAGCCAGAUCAAACAACUCCACGACGCCCUGGACACUCUCUUGAGAAUUCAGCAAAGGAGCCUGGAAUCGAGUUUGUACAACAAGGCCAACGAACUGCAGGAAGACAUCAGCAUGAAAAGGUUCGACAUGCGAGUAGCGCAGAUUCAUCUGGGGGCCGUCAGGGCGCAGAAAGAAUUAUUCGCGUCGAAAGUAGAGAGCGCGUCUGAUUCCAGCCGCGAACGCAAGAUGUCGUCCUCUUCAACCGGAAGUAUGAAAAACAAGUGGCUGAAGGCAUUUAAGAGUUUGAAAACCACGAGUACUCCGAGCAACGGCGCAGCCAACAAAGACGGCGAGAAAAAGAAUCAAAUGUAUCACGCAGUCUCGACCAUCAUGACACUGAGGAAGAAUGGAAAGGAUCGCGAAGGAGUGUUUCAAGCCGGCGGGAGCCUCGACCCAGCGGCCCACACCUUCCAGGAGUACACGUACAAGAAGAUCACGCCGUGCGACAUCUGCUCGCAAGUGCUCAGAGGUCACACGAGGCAAGGCCUCAAGUGUCGAGUAUGCAAGCUCAACGUUCAUGUAGACUGCCAGGACAAAGUGGGACGCUGUCAGCCGAAGUCCCGACUUCUGCGCAGACAAAAAUCCACGUCGGAAAUUGAGACGCACGUCAGGGACGCCUUGCCGGACGAAGAGAAGCCUCAAGAGAUUGACCUCAUCUACCAAGUCCUGAAGCAGGCGGGCGAAAUAAGCAGUAGUCGAAGCGGCGGGCCCACUCGCGCGUUAACACCUGUGCCGCCUGGCAACUACCAUAACGUGCCAGCGGAGGGCACUGUUCCGCCCGCGAAGCAGCUGGAACAAGCCAAUGGGACUCCCAGUGUUGCCAACCUCCACAGACGCUCUGGUCCCACUCAGCAGCAGCCACUGUUGCUAAGAGGAGCUACUAGUUCUCUAACUGUGGGCCCCGUACCUCAUGCAUCCAUUUCAGCGCCACACAGCCCAAGGAAACAGAAGUUAAAUCUUCGCAUGAAAAGUUUGUCACUAGAUUCUCCGGAGUCGACGGAGCAUGCUCAGAGACGCCGACACGCAGCGCAGUCAACCUGCGUCGACCCCCAGAGUAGCCAGUCCUCAUCUCGCAUCCAGUCGCCAUCAAGCCCCGUACAUAAUCGGCGACUUCUCUCAGCGAGAAACAUGCGGAUGAGCUCCGUGGAAUUACCCGAUGAAAACGAGAAGUCGCUUUCAUCUGCUAGUACCUCACCCUGCCCCUCACCGAAACCUCACCGUUUGUUACCAACCAAUUUAUAUGUAGUGUUAUAUAACUUCAAAUCUAGGCAUCCGGAUGAAUUAGAUCUAAAAGCCGGUUACAAAGUAACAGUUAUCGACACAUCUGAUCAAGAUUGGUGGAAGGGAAAAUGUUUGGGACGUAUUGGCUAUUUCCCAUCCAAAUACGUGAUCAAGCUGCAACCUGGAGAGAAACCACUUCAAGUGACACACAACUUGCAGGUCUCCGAUGGUGACAAUGGCCUAAUGCUAUUGAGAGAUCAGAUUGUGAUACAAGUGGGAGAGGAGUUGGAUGGCAUGGUGAUGAUACGCAGCGGAGACAAUCGGCAGGGAGUAUGCCCUCUGAAGUUCUUGCAAGAAGUGUGACAUAAAACCUUGACAGCAACCGCGGCUACUAUUUUCCGUUACGGUAACCGUAGACGCAAUCUGCCUCAGGUUCCUUCCACAAGUGUGCUACUUCAGGGUUUCAUACCAUGCGGUAACAACAUUCAUUCCAACAACAUAAACAACAAUACUGUUAAAAAUACACAAGUGAUUAACACUUAUGUUCAACCAACAACACAUCAUUCCUAUGAUGAAACUCUGCCAGACAUCAAGAAUGGUAUACAUAAUGGUGCUCAAUCUUACAAAACAAAUACACCACAAAAUGAGAACUCGGCCAGUAAUCUCAUGGACUGUGGUGAGUUCUACAACAAGAUUUCUUUACAAAAAGAGUAUAGUUUAGCUACAAAUGUGGAGUCUAUUUCAUGCAGUACAAGAGUGUCAGAAAAGAAAAGUUUAAUACAGUGCGUAAAAUCAAGGGAUUUCCAUUUGUACAACAGGAUUUCUACAGAGAAAGUUUAUGGCCGUAGAUAUUCUUACAAGGGACUUCCUGAUGAAAUUGGUGAUUCGUCUAGAGAUAAUUCAAUAAACAAUAAUACUGCAACUCUUGCGGUGUCAAAGAAAGAUGACAAUUCUAGCAACAUCAGCAACAUUUCAGGGAUCAAGAGAAACUGCGGAAGGAUGUUACCAGUCCCUUCAUCCUCUGCGCGUCCUUUGUCCAUCAAACUACCAUUUCAUACGUCUAAAAUUAAUGAAAAUAGACACGGUGCUUUGAACGAUACAAAAGGAACACAUUCGCAAGCACGUCCUCUGUCAAUUGUUUUACCAACACCAAGAUAUAAUAUCAAUCAUUCUUUAAGAACCAUGCUACCAAUGGAUAAAAGGUCUCAUUCAUCCAAACUCAUUUCCUCGCCUAAAAUUCAUCCCUUAAGUAACCCUUAUCAAAGACUGAAGUACUCCACAAAUGAAAAUGUGCAUCUUGUGAAGAAACAAUCUGAUAAAUUGAAUAACAACUCAAAUUUUACAUCACAUGCUACUAAUAUAAACAUCCCCAUGUCAGCGCCUUUACCCUGUGCUUCAAGUUCUGAUGGUGACAGAGAAAAUAACAACAUUUGUACAAACAGAAAUUUUUCACAUCAGUCGAGGUCACUGCUCGAAAAUCCCGCGGAGAUAAAGUCUGGCUUUAACAGUAGCAAUUUAAUAAGUGUGCAAAAACAUGCUUAUCCUAGUGGAGUGCUGUGUGCAGGACAAAACAGUAAACAGAUUAGUAUAAAUCACCCCAGUUACACGAAUACAUCCAGUCCAAAUCAUAAUGUAAGUACUACCAUUAUGCCAUCCACUCAUUCAUCAAACACUACAACUCCAUCAUCAUCGUCGUCGUCGUCGCUGUCUGUCGUAAAUUCGUUGCCAGAAAAACCGUCCGUAUUGUUAGUCGUGUACCCUGUACCAUUUGUACAUGAAUCUAAUGAGUUAUUGAUGGACCAGCAGGACCAGAGUAAUGCUGGAAGUGAUGAAGACAAAGUCACUUUCACUUGUCAACAGCCACCGAAGGAAUCGUCAAGUUGUGGGAUUCAGUAAUUGUUUAUGUUUCAUUGUAACCACCAGUGGAUAAAGAUGAUUUAACUUAUUAGCGCUUACUCAUUGCUUAAAUUUGCUUCAGUAAUUAUAUUCCAUAAAUGCAAGAAUGUGCUAAAGAAAUUAUUUAAUUUAGAUCUGUAAGCAUUAUGGGAAAAAAAAAUUGCUAUAUUUUAUAGUGAGAAUAAAUUUUAGUGUUCUGUGUGUCAGCUAUAGACAUAAAGCUUAGAUAAAAUGUUAACAACGAUUGGUCUGAACCAGUUCUCAUUACGAAGUUGUAUGCAUUCCAUUUGUUUAUUGCUGAUUGAUGGUAGCAGAAAAUGACAGAAAGAAUUAGAUAACCAAUUAUCUAUAAAUUUGCUUACUUAUCAGUACAUAAUUCAGUGUGAUAAUUUGUAUUGCCAUUUUAUUGGUACUAGAAACUGAAAUAAUUAAACGUAGAAAACCCCAUUUCUUCAUCCGCCAUAUUUACAAGAACUGUUUUCUGUUUCUUCUGCCGUUACGAUUUUUAAAAAAAGAAGAUAUUUUUUUUUAUUUAAAGAAAACACAUACAUUUUGUGGCAUGAUGAAUGUUUAGUCAUUCUGAACUGACCAGAAAAAAUAUGAUCAUCACUUCUAAAUUAAUUCUGUCUAAAUAUUCUUUUGGUAGACGAGCGUUCUUACAUUUUUGUAUGCCUGAACCACUACUGUUGUUAUCCAGAGUUGUACUAAGAGAAUAAUAAAAUAAAAACCUGUUCAGAUAAUUCAACUGAAUAAGCGUGUGCAACAUUAAGAAUGUAUUCUAAAGUUAAAGCAAUUGAUAUAUUUUAUGCUCUGCAGGUUUUUUAUAAUACCUGUGACUUGUUUCUGAACUGUUAAAUUCACAAAAUAUAUUUUUAAAGUGGCAUAAGAAUUAGCUUUUAUCUUGUUUGGUUGCCACGUAAUCUCUGCAGCUGGUCUGCAUUGUUUAAUUAUCUAUUAUGUAUAUGAAAUUCUAGCUGUUGCAGUGUUAAGAGAGCAGCUACAUUGGUCUAUAUUGAUGUACGAAAAUAUUCAACGCGGAGAAUAAAAUAAUUUGCAUAUUGCGAACAUCCGUACCUUAAGGUAACAGUUAUAAAUUUAUAUUUUCAAACAUCUUUUAAUAACUUCAUCUUGCAUACUUCAGUAUGGUCCUUUGAAUUUUGCUUUCUUACAUCAAAAUGAAAAUAAAUCAAAAUCUGUUGACUGUUUUUAUCAAACCUGCUGUGAGACAGAUUCUAAGUACCAUGCUACUGAACCAAUUUCCACCAUACAGCUCGUAUAUAUAGUUCAGAUGCAUCAGACUGGUGUAAUAGCAUUGUAUAAAAUUUAUUUUUAUUAUCAGUAUUUACUCAACAACCUUCUGACAAAUUUUCAUAAUUCAAUUUUGAUAUCCUUAAUGGAAAUAUUUUCCAGAAACAUGAAUACCGUAACUUCAUAAAUGCCAAAUUAAAAUUUAUAAACUAAGCACAACAUGGACCUAUUUUUGAUGCCAAAAUUUGGCUAAAGGAUUUGUAUCCAUAAAUUAAAUUCCCAUUACAGUCGCAACGAUAAAGUAAUUUCUUGAUGUAUAAUGGGCUACAGCGUGUCUUAAUGUGGUUCUGUUUUGAUGAAUGUCACAUUUUCACAGUUUCAGAAAGUUUAGAAUGAAAAUGUUACUUAUUGAAGGUUCCUUGCAGAUAUUCAACGUAAAUAGUUGUCUAUUAUCCAAAUGAUCAAAAUUUAAUUUGUAAAAUUGUGCAACAUCGUUUUCGCCAAUUGCGCAGAGUCCUCCUUGAGAAGCUAGUAGUAAUUCAAUUCUUCAAUAAAUUAUGAUUUCUGGAACCUGAAGAUUCAUUCACCGAGUGCACAAGAACUUGUCGCUGGUCUCCAUCUUAAGAGAGAUGAAUUAGUGCACAACCUCCUACCCUGCUGCUUGAACAUAUGUGAAAAUACAGGGUUGUAACAUUAACACUAAACAAACAUUAGAGUAUGGAAAUAUUCAUUGUAUUGUUGUAUUCUUAAUUCACAAAUUUUUCUCUAAAGCAUGGUGGGGGUAAUGUAAUUUUCUACACACCUUUCAUUGGAUUUAUAUGAAUUUAAAUAAAAGCACAUGGCACCAAAUAUGCAUAACGCAAUGCACAUCUGUGUUUAGCUUUUGUUGUGCACUCUGCAGCCUACUGUGACAAUUCUGUAAUCUGUAUUAGUAGCUUUAUCUAGAAAAGAGAAAUUUAAUAUAAUGUGUUUGUAAUGCAUGUAUGGAAGAUAUUAAACUAACUUCAAUUUGAGGUUAGGUUACAUCUAAUGUAUUUGUAAAGCAUUCUGAGUUUCUCAUAAAAUUUACAUCUCGAAAGUUUACGCAGUGGAGCUGCUACAGCCAGCCAAUUCAACAGAAUAAAUAGGCAAAAGGAUUCAGAAUGUUCGGAAUUUAGAACAGACAAGUGUGCAUUAAUGGUCUGUAUACCAUAUUCAAGAGCUCACAAGACAAUCAAGUUGUGUAUAAUAUUAAAAAAGUCUUAAUCUGUUACACUUUAUUAAUGUCGCUCUGUUUUAAAUUCAUUUGAAAUGUAUUAACAUUUAUGAGGUGUGCAUUACAGCUCACACAUCGUCCAGCUGUCUAUGGCUCAGAGCAGUGUACUUUUAAGGUAUGCAACCCUGGAAUUAAAGUCUGACCAGCAGCACCAUUGUACAGGGGGUUUGCCCCAGCUCUUGCGUGAUAAACGUUAAAUCCUCUUGGUCUUGCGGUUGGCGUGAGUGUACAGGUAAAUACAUUUUAUCCCUGUUAAAACAAUAUUUCCUUCAAGUUCACAUUUUUGCAUACAUGUCUGAAAUGUCUUUAUAUUUUUAAUAAAUUACUUUCUAUUAUAAUGCUGGACUGUGAUACAUAAUGGCUGCUUUCUUUAAUAUUGAUACUUUUAAAAUUCUUAAAAUUUUAAACAUACAAAAAUUUUGCAACUGUUGUGGUGUUAAAUGGUUCCUGUCUUCAUAAUUGGCUUGCAUCUAUGCCUUUUACAAUAUAUUAAUAAAGAAGUUCAUACAGUAAUCAAAAGCAUUAAAACUUUGUGAUAUCUUAUUGACAGAAACAGAGAGAAGGCAGAUAAAGAUAUUUCAUCUUGGGUGUACUUGCGUUCUGAACGAGUGACAUAAUAUGUAUAAAUCCGCAGAUGUGUUAAUAAUGAGAUGUAAUCUUCUCACAGCUCAUUAAUUUAUGAAAUGGCUCUCAAAUAUGAUCACCAGGCCAUUUGUUCAAGCGCUUAAUUUACACAAAUAUAUUUCAGUCAUAUUAAUUUAAAGUAAGGUUAUGUUUUCCACACAGUAAACACUCAAGCUGUGCUGCUUUCUGCACCAUUCCUUUUAUGAGUAGCUCUUAUAAAUAAGUGAAUAAAUGGUAAAGAAUAUUCUGACUACAGGUGUUAAGGAAGAUUGAACAUGUGUCAUCAAUUAUUACUUCAUGCUACAAAAAUUAAAGAGGUGCAUAAAUAUUGCCAAGCGAAAGGCACUGUAAACUCAGGUUACUUUAACCUAUAAGAAAAUGUUUUCUGGCAUAUUUAUUUAUACAACUUCAUGGCGCAAUAAUAAACUGAGUUUCUAUCACUUUUCAUAGACAAAGUAUUAACUGUUUAUCACUUUUGGGCAGUUUUGUUGUAACUGAUAAGUGUUUAAGGUGUGAAAUUAUUCUUUGGAACUUUCGAUUGCUUUGUCCCCAUCGGAUUUUUAAUAUCUGAAUUCAAUUAAUAUGAGAUGGGCCAAAGUGGGGUUAUGAAACUCACUAAAUAUAUACAUGAGAAACAGAGAAAUAUAAAAAAGUAUGUAUUUCUUGUACAAUACAUAAAACAUGCUAUUUAAGUAUAAUUGUCAAAAUUAAAAUAUAAUAAUUUGAAGAGCUCCUACUUAUGUUCUGGGCACUAAUAUUUAUAUUUAUAUCCCUUGCUAUAAAGUUAAUAUAUAUAAAUAUGUCACAUAUUAAGUGUUAUGUUCAGUUUUAGCUCAACAUGCAUGCAGUGUACACCAAACAUAAAUAAAUAAGAACAAUGAUCGAACUGACUUUGUUAAAAUCAUAAUUCUGUUACGUAAAAAUAAAUUCUCUUCCUAUUGUAA
Molecule: messenger RNA, 8172 nt
Organism: Zootermopsis nevadensis
Lineage: Eukaryota; Metazoa; Arthropoda; Insecta; Blattodea; Termopsidae
Source: RefSeq, a predicted model, not a curated record